This is a messenger RNA of Calliphora vicina (urban bluebottle blowfly), 1514 nucleotides long. RefSeq names its product serine protease inhibitor 42Dd-like. The record is from RefSeq and is a predicted model, not a curated record. Gene Ontology annotation, molecular function: serine-type endopeptidase inhibitor activity. NCBI's taxonomy places the organism in Eukaryota, Metazoa, Arthropoda, Insecta, Diptera, Calliphoridae. The transcript has 4 exons. Bases 138 to 1322 code for a protein of 394 amino acids.
CCAAAUAUUGUGAUCAUGGAGGUAUAAAUGGAAGUUACCUUUGUUAUGGUCAUCAGUUGUUAAGUGAGUUCUAGAUAGAGGAGUCGAGCGAAAAAAGUCUGUUAAGAAAAGUGUUAACGAAAAUACUGCUUGCCAUAAUGAAUUGGUUUAUUAAAGUGUUGUUAGUGUUAAUGUCAUUAUUCGGGCGUUUUAACGCAAACACCGUACAGGAAAGAAAUUUAUUUGCCACCGAACUUUUCCAAACUGUAGCCACACAAAGUCAACAUGAAAAUGUAAUCAUUUCACCAGUGUCUGUGCAAACAGCUUUAGGUUUAGUGUACUAUGGAGCUUCCGGUCAAACGGCUACUGAACUGCAAAAAAGCCUACAUGCCACGGCCCACCAAAGUAAGGACGGUUUGGCCCAGGGCUAUCACAAACUUUUGCAUUCCUUUAUCAAGUCAAAGACCGUGUUGGAAAUAGCUAAUAAAAUUUUUGUCAACGAUAAAUUGGAAAUAUCUCCGGAGUUCAAAAAAACCUCUCAAAUUUACUUUGAUUCUGACGUCGAGCAAUUAGAUUUCGCCAACGAAUCGUAUUCAGUUGAUCACAUCAAUCAAUGGUUGGCCGAGAAGACUAAUGGCAAGAUUGAUAACGUUAUACAGAGACUUGAUCCCGAAACAAAUGUGGCUCUAAUCAAUGCCAUUUACUUUAAAGCCAAAUGGGCACGUCCCUUUAUGGAUGAUGCUACCAGUGAUCGCGAGUUUUGGAUUACAAAUGAACAGUCAAUCAAAGUGUCCACAAUGUUUGCCGACAAUUGGUAUUAUUAUGCCGAAUAUCCUGAUUUGGAUGCGAAGGCUUUGGAACUAUUUUUCGAGAAUAUUGAUCUCACCAUGUGGUUCAUAUUGCCCAACAAACGUGAUGGCCUCUUUGAGUUGGAGCAAAAACUGAAGGGAGUUAAUUUCAAUGAUCUCGAAGCACUGUGGGAAUGGAAGAGUACAAGUGUCUAUUUGCCAAAAUUCAAAUUUGAAUUUGACACCGACCUGAAGCCAUCACUACAAAAGCUUGGCAUUAAUACCAUGUUCUCGAAUACUGCCGAUUUUAGUAACAUGUUUGAUAAACGUGCGUCCAAUAUGCACAUUUCGCAGGUACAACACAAGGCCUUCAUAGAUGUCAAUGAAAUUGGCUGUGAAGCUGCUGCCGCCAGUGUUGCUGUUGGUGUGCCCAUGUCGUUGCCCAUAGACCCCAAAACAUUUGUGGCCGAUCAUCCAUUUGUUUUCAUAAUACGUGACAAGACUGCCGUCUACUUUGCUGGUCACAUUGUUAAGCUCGAAGACACUGCAGCUUAAUGACAUUCAAAGUAGUUUCUAAGAAAAAAAUAAUCCACAAUCCAUUCUUCAUAUUACAACAGACAAAUAAAAAUGCAAUAAUGCAUUCACUACUCAUCAUCAUACACACAUUUUUGAAUUUUGUAAGAACGAUUUCAAAUUAUACAAUUACACACGCUCACAUAUAGAAAAUACAUUAAUUAUUAAUUUUAA